Molecule: messenger RNA, 2588 nt
Organism: Lineus longissimus
Lineage: Eukaryota; Metazoa; Nemertea; Pilidiophora; Heteronemertea; Lineidae
Product: gasdermin-E-like
Exons: 11
Coding region: 265-1833 (522 amino acids)
Biological process (GO): programmed cell death
Cellular component (GO): cytoplasm
Source: RefSeq, a predicted model, not a curated record
GGUCGAGGUCGAUUUAAAGAACCAGGAAGUGAUCGUCAAUCUGUCAACAGCGGUAAAAAAAGUGCUCUAUUUUUCCCAUAUUAGCCUAUACCCAAUCAGACGCUGGUAUUUUACUAUUGACAUUGUUGAUAGCCAGAAGUAGUAUUUGAAGUCUCACCAGGUAACAGGUUCGACUUUCACUUCAGCGUUUAACAACGUCCAAACAGUUGAUAUAUUAACGUCAGUUGCUGGUCCUGCUCCCACCGACGAAGGUUUUUAAAGAAGAUGUUUGAGGCAUCCAUACACGACUUUGUAAAACAGGCUGGCGAGGACUGCUUGCAUCCGGUGCCAUCCCUUUUUGAAGCAGAUGCAUUUAAACCACUCCAAAUUGUUGUGAAGAAGAACCGACGAUUCUUUUGGCAGAGCCCAAAAUAUCAAACUCAAGACUUCAGUUUGGAGGAGAUUAUCAUAGGACAGGAAAAACUCACAGACGUCCCUGUCACAAAAGAUAUAUUUGUGGAGAAGUACUCCAAGAAGUCAAAAGUGUCUCUCUCUGGGAAAUUUGGUGCCAAAAUUAAAGCGGUAUUUGAGGUGGAUCUUUCUGGGAGUGAUUAUGUACAUGUGGAGUCGAACUUUGGUGACGUGGAAAAGGAAGUGGCUGAUGCGCAGAAGCUUCUCGAGGUCAUGAAAUCAAAGAAGUUGAACCUUGACCACAGCUUAGUGAAGCAAACACGUCUCAAACACCGUAAGGUCCUAUGUGUAGUGGUGGGCAUCGCUAGGACGACUCAAGAUUGCGUCAUUACCUUAGACACGGAAAAGAAAGCCAGCGAGGAGAUAGACAUCGAUAAGGACUCAAAGGAGGUGCAGUCAAAGUGCUUGCCUUCAAAGUCCACCAAAUCUGACAGCACCACACCCAAGAUUGUGGUAAAAGUGGCUGAAGAAGUUGGGUCUCUUAUUGAGAAGAAGCUGGAAGUCGUUGACAUCAACGAGAGUGGUUCAGUCGAUGACCAGAAGGAUAAGUCAUUCACUGUGAAGGCUGGCACGCCCCUCGCAUUCGAGGUGUAUGAACUGAUGGUGAAGAGCGAUGGGAGCAUAGAGAUCAUGUUUGAUCCAGACACCCCCGGGGGAUUCUGGUCAUCGGCAAAGGAUUCUACUGAUGGCACAACCGCAGUCAUACAUGCACUCAGUCAUUUCCAUCAUCACCUGGGAAAGCAUCAUGGAACUUUGACAGAUCUAUCCCUGUAUAGGACAUUUGCCCCUAUCAUUGACUUGAAGAGCGACCAGAGGGAGAAAUUCACCAAGACUGUUCUACACAUAUGUGAGACGCCGGUUGCGGUUGAUAAUUUUGUCACCCUGCUGAAGCAAGCAUACCACUCAGUCAAAAGUGGAGAGCGGAAGUACUCUGACAUUGCUGGCCUCAAGAAGACGUUGGGAUCGGAUGAUUCGUCCUGGACUGGUUUAUUGGAGUACGCUGGUUUCAAUUUGAAGAGCGAUAACAGUGUUGUCUUCCCCAUCACCAUAACAGACAACAUUCAAGCUUUGAGGGCCGUAUUUGAAGCUCUGCGGGAAAUGGAAGAUGACACUACACAGGCCAUUGCGAAGUGCACACGUAAUCUGUCAAAAGCCCUGCUGAACUUGUUCCAACAAGGUCUUGAUGGAAAAGAAAUGAAACUAAAGGACUCGCAAAUAAGUCAGAUUUAUGCGGAUUCCAGCGCCGGACAGGAGCUUGCUUAUGAACUGGGAUUCACUAUUAAGUCACAUGACACUGUUUGUCCACCGGCUCAUAAACAGCAAUUAAAAGGGGCAUAUCGGGCUGUGUAUGCCCUCUGGGGGACAAAGGAGGAAUCAGAUUAAACUAGGUGUAUUCACAUGUGUUGGUUGUGAAUUAAAGUCGUAGUACACCAGUAAACUUCCAUAUGAGACAACACUUCUAAUCAAAGAAGAUAUUUAUAUAUAUAAGGAUUCAAGUACCGUAGUUUCCUCACCAGUACACUGGACAAUAUGAGAUGUUCAAAUUGAUCGGAAAAUUGGUCACCUUUUGUUGAUGGAGAAAAUACUCCAUCUCUAGCUUUUUUUGCAAUUUUUUAGUUAGGCUUUCGCAAGCUUUCUAGGGGAUUGAUGGUGAACUCUUACUCCAUAUGUAUUGCAUGCACCAAAAAAAUAGCAGACCUGGUUUUGUUGUUAUAGGGGCUUGGGGCGUAGUGUGCAAAUUUAUUGUUGGGGGGAUGAUGUGUCUUUUAAUUAUGACAAGAUAGUAAUUUUUUGGUAAUUUUCUACUUUUGUAACACAUUUAGCUAGGAUUAAUUCAAUCAAUUGAAAUUAGAGAGUGUCAACUGACUGCUCUGCUGAACACUGGUAGAUAUGGGUUUAUUUAUACAAAUAAUGGAUGUGUUUAUGCUACAUUGUAAAACAUAAUUGUUAUUACAUUGUUGUUGACAAUAUUUUAAAAUGAGAACAUCAUUUGAUACAUACAGCUUUUUAAACUGGGCUCAAUUGAAUUGUGCGUCUGCUGGCUUUGGUAUUUGCACAUUUCUGUGUCAGCUGCUGAAAACAGUAACCUCACCCUGUACAGCUUGGUAAUUAGUAAUUUAUUAAAAGACAAGCCACAA